UUUUAACAAAGAUUUCAGAUUAAGAAAUGCAGAUGGACUGAUUAAUUUAUAUUUCUAAGAAGAAGAGUAAUAAAAAAUACAUAAAAAUGAAUUUUGGAUAUGAUAAAAGGUGUGCUAGUCGAGGAGGUGCCUCAGACUCUAGUCAGAUGUCGAACGUUUUAUCCCACGACUACUAUGUAGCUGUUCAGGAGGAGGUAUGUGUGAAAGAGGAAGCAGCCCCGGCCUUGGACGCUGUCCCAUUCGCCGACACGAAGGACUCCGUGAUAGCAAUCAUCAAUGGGAAGCUCGUCAACUCAGAAGAGAUCCUGGAGAGCGACAUCCUUGUCGAAGGUGGAAAGAUCACCAAAAUCGAGAAGAACCUUGAGAUCCCCGAGGGAGCAAAGGUUAUUGAUGCCCAGGAUAGGUUUGUACUACCCGGAGGAGUGGAUUAUGGAACCAGGAUUCUUUCUCGAGAGUUUACAGACAGCGACGGUGUCGCUGAGCGCACAAAAUCGUUUAUUCUUGGCGGUAUUACGACAAUAGUCGACUCCAUCCAAAGCGAUGACUUUGAAAAGUCAUUUGAGUUCUUGAAGGUGUUAAAAGAUUCUGAAAAUGGGUUUUACUGCGAUUUAUCUGUGAAACUCCAUGUCCCGGAGUGGAACGAUGAGACCGAGGCGGUAGUUGAGAAGAGUGCAACCGAGUUCGGAGUUCGAAGCUUCCAUGUUAACCCGGAGAAGGUGAGUGACGAAGAACUCCUGGAGCUAGGACGGGUGGUGGCUGGUGUCGGAGGAGUUCUCUGCGUAGAUGCAGUAACAGGAUCGGAGGAUACUCGGACUCCAGCAGAGGAUAUUGAGGAGGGAUUGAUUAGAAGAGUUUGUUCUCUAGCACAUCAGGUGGAUGUAUCCGUAUUUUUUCUGAACGUGAUGUACUCCUCAACCCUGGAGCUGGUCUUGGAGUUCCAGGAGAAGGGACUCCGUGUAUACGCCGACCUUCUCACGGACCUGGAGAAUUUAAAAGAGUUGCCACUAGAUGGAGAUAAUAGAUUACUCGCUUCCAAAUCUAGAGGAAAACCGACUCAGGAUGAGAGCGGAGAUGAAUCAGAAGAUUGGAUGUCUCUGCUCUAUACUGAGCUGGUCCUACCAGAGAAACUGGAUAUCUCCAGGUUCGUUGAUCUAACCAGCUCGAACCCUGCUAAACUCCUGAACCUGUAUCCUAGCAAGGGAUGCCUCAGAGUCGACUCCGACGCCGAUAUAGUGAUUUGGGAUCCUAUGCGUAGCUCCACCCUCUCUCCCAGCACCAGCUCUGCCUUUAAUGUCGGAAAAGAAAUUGAUGUUUUCGGUGUUCCGGAGUUUGUCCUACUCGGCGGAACUGUAAUCGUUGCCGAUUCACAGCUCCGUGGUAUUAACUGCCUCGGUUCUCUACUAGCUCCGCCCCCCCAUCCUGCGACAGACCGUGAAUCCACAAGAUCAGCGGUUCAAAGAUCUGACCGGCCGGGAUGCCCAAGCCAGGAGGUCAAGAAGAAACCCUGGGAUAAGAAGAAAUGUGUUUCUCAGGGUGAGAUAUUUGCCAAGGAGAUGGGAAUCCAUCAGAGACCUUUAUCAGCACACGGAGUAAGAAACCAGAAUGAUUCUACCUUCUCCACCUUCUACUAAACACUGGGUUCGGACUUUUGCUCCGGGUCCAACCAGAAACCUGUUGCUCGGAGUUUCCACAGGUUUCAGCUUUAACAGCUUCCAAUACUUCUCUACAGCUUGAUAUUUAGAUCGCGCACCCGUCAAUACCACGACAUUUAUAAGCUUCAGUUCUUACAACCAGUUUAAUGCAAUCUACACUCAAGUGUGUGCUCGAAAAACACAAGAUAUAAAACAUGAAUAAUGACAAGGGGUGCAUGCAUGGUGGUCAACAUCGUCGCAACUAAUCAGAGAAAAACGAUAUCAGCAAUCUGAGUUUUAUCAACACUCCUUAAUUGAACCCAAGUUUGGUGUAAGAUUUAUAUAAAAAUAUAAAACAUUUGUGA
Messenger RNA from Eurytemora carolleeae, 1996 nucleotides. RefSeq names its product dihydropyrimidinase-related protein 2. Gene Ontology annotation, molecular function: hydrolase activity, acting on carbon-nitrogen (but not peptide) bonds, in cyclic amides. NCBI's taxonomy places the organism in Eukaryota, Metazoa, Arthropoda, Copepoda, Calanoida, Temoridae. Bases 87 to 1631 code for a protein of 514 amino acids. Gene Ontology annotation, cellular component: cytosol. The record is from RefSeq and is a predicted model, not a curated record. The transcript is spliced from 5 exons.